AUGCCCCAGAACUCCGGGUGCAAGGUCGGACUCUAUACUUCACCACAUCUUCUUAGCAUCCGUGAGAGAAUUCGUAUCAACGGCAAGCCGAUAGAGGAAGACGCCUUUGCGAGUGCCGUUUUCGAAAUAUGGGAUAAACUGCCACGUGAGGUGAGCCCCGACAUGGACAUCCCCCGGUACCUCCAGCUUUUGACCCUUCUCUCUUUCCAUGUUUUUCUCAAAGAAAAGGUUGACGUUGCAGUCUAUGAGCCACACAUGGGUGGCAAGUACGAUGCGACAAAUGUAGUAUCAUCAUCCGUCGUGAUAGCAGUGACUCGAAUGGCAGAAGACCAUGUCAAAUUCCUCGGACCGUCUAUUGAAAAUAUCGCUUGGCAGAAGGCGGGGUUCUUCAAGCCUCGUUGUCCGGCGAGAAAUGCAGAAGCAUCCGUACAGACAGGGAUUUGA
Molecule: messenger RNA, 444 nt
Organism: Penicillium bovifimosum
Lineage: Eukaryota; Fungi; Ascomycota; Eurotiomycetes; Eurotiales; Aspergillaceae
Product: folylpolyglutamate synthase
Exons: 1
Coding region: 1-444 (147 amino acids)
Biological process (GO): tetrahydrofolylpolyglutamate biosynthetic process
Cellular component (GO): cytosol; mitochondrion; cytoplasm
Molecular function (GO): tetrahydrofolylpolyglutamate synthase activity; ATP binding
Source: RefSeq, a predicted model, not a curated record